AUACACCUACCAUAUACACACACAUACACCAACACAGACGCAGCACGCUGCUGCUCUGAGAGAACCGCAGAAACGGACGAAGCUCCCGAUCCAUAGUGUCUCUGUUUCGUCGUCGUGCCCCGUUCGUUUACGUUAGAUUUUUUUUUGGCGAGUUCGGAGACGCGCGGAUUUCGCCCCUACAAUUUAUAGUGACAUAGAAGAAUCCAGUGUGAGGGAACGUAAAGAGUGCCGUUUUGUGUUAAGGGCCCCCGCGAACAGGAAGGCGCGUUCACACCGAAAUGGCUGCCGAGACGGCGGUCUCUUUAAUAAAAUCCCCUGUGCAAGACGCAACCCACAUCACACAGUUGCGGAGUUAACUCUCUUUUGACCGGCGGACAUCAACAACAACGUGGAAGAAAUACAAUUUAUUAAACAGAAUUAUAGGAAAACUAAAAAUCAGCUGUGGUGUGUGUUUUUAAGAAAAAAAAUUGUUUUCAAUUUUCAACAACCAACACAACCCAAUAACCCAUUUCAUUUCUUUGUUUUUAUAUGGUUCUUCUGGAAUACUCAAUCAACUAAGGUAUGAUUCAAGGACAACGAAGGAGUUGUUCAUCAAUACAAAAGAAAACAAAACGAUCCAGAUGAAUCCUUAUUGGCAUGAGUUGAGGAUUAUUUGAAGUGUGGCGACGAUGACGGACCUCGGUGAACAACCCUGGUUCGGCCGUUAGAGUUACGGCCACAUGGCACACCAUGGAGGGCCAGAGACGUUGCCACGCGCUCAUCGCGCGCGGGCGCCGGCCGUGAGCGUCGCGACGCCCGCGACGACGACGACGACGACCCCCUUGGCCCCGUUCCAACAGCAACAGCGCCCCAAUCAAGUUGGAGGAGGGCCGACGACGACCGUAGUCACCCUGCAAACGCCUCGACCAGAAUCUGAUCGAAAGGGAAACGAAUAUGUCGACAACCCUUUACCGUUCUUACCGGCAACACACCACCAACAUCAAACCAAUCAAAAUUUCCACCACCACCAGCUCCAUCAAAAUCAUCAGAUCCAGCAGCAGAAUAACAAUUCGAGACGUCCGCCCCAUUUGCAUCUAUCGGACGCGACAUCAAGGAGGCCACCUCCGCCGCCGGUGCCAACGAUUUCAAAACAACCGACGAGGUCUUUUAGGAAAGAAGUCGUUGGGCAGUCGGAACUUCAUCUUCAGCAACAUCAGCAGCAGCAACAACAACAGCCGGUAUGCGCGUCGCGACGUUCGAUUAUGUGCGAUGAGUGCGGAAGGUGCAGGUGUUUCGAUUGCCAACAACCACCCCGUUUACCGAUUUGCUGGUUGUGCAACAAUCACUGUUUGUGUUCCGCGGACGCAGCAGUCGACUACGCGUCGUGCUUAUGUUGCGUUAAGGGUGUUUAUUAUCACUGUUCGGAUUCGGACAGUGGAGGAGAUUCAACGUGCGCGGACGAUCCGUGCGGUUGCGGCCCUGAAAGAAGGGCGGCAAGAUGGGGCUGUUUGGCGGUGCUUUCGGUCGUCUUACCGUGUCUAUGGCUUUACUGGCCAUUACAAGGGUGUAAAAGCGCGGUGGAAAACUGCUACUCAAGGUACACGAAGCAAGGGUGCAGGUGCAGGCCACCCCUUAACACACCGGAAAAGCGACUGCUCGAUAGCAGCCCGGACUUUUAAAAAACCGCUACCACCAAAUCUACUACUAUUACAACAACAAGAACAAUCCCCCGCCCCCCAAUAACGUUAUUAUUAUUAUUAUUUUAUUUUAUUAUUUUAUAAUUACCACCGACACCAACGUUUUUAUUAUUUUUUUUUUGUUUCGCUAUUUAUUUCCCCCGAGACUUUGUAAAUAGGACUACGACGACGACGACGACAACAACGUUUAAAACGAUGACUUCGACGAUUUUAAAGACGAAAGAGUGUAAAGGAGACGAUGUGUAUAUUCCGCGGUUUAGUGGGCUGCGAUUCGUCGCGACGCCGAAGGAACGGUGAAGGACGCUGUGUUAUUUUUAUUUAAUCGGUCGGCUGCGACGGAAGCCCUGCAGUAUUAUCUAGUCCUCAGUACCAGAAUUUUCCUUUUGACUUAUCUACUUUUAUUUCAACAAUUUAAAUAAGAAUAAAGAAUGAAGUUUUUUAAAACGUUAUAAACAACUUUGUUAUGUUUAUACAUGAUGAUAGAGAAAAUGUAUUUUUUGAAAAAUGUACAAGUUUUAGUAUCAAAUUUCAUUAUAAAACAAGUUUGUGAUAAUUAUUUUGAUUCAACAUCCUGGGACACUAGUAGAGUAAUAAAUAAGGGAAGCACUCAAUCAUAUAGUUAUCGUUUAUCAAGUUAAUCGAGCUUUAACAUUGAUCGGUUAAGCCACUGUUAGCGAUCUGUCAAGUUAACUUUACUCAAGUAGUUUAGUAAUCAAGAUAGAACUACUUAAACAUAGAGGUUUAGUGCAAUUUGAUGGAAAUGAACUUUAUAGAAAAAUAGAGCAUAUGAUUCUUUGUUGGAAAUAAGGUUAAUUUAUAUAUACAUAAGUAUACACAUUCACAUUCAAAAGUAGCAAAAAGAUCUUGAUUUAAUUUUUUUUAAAUAACUAUAUGUUGUAUAAUUUGAUUGCCAUAAAUUUUUAUUAAGAACUUUUCACUAAGAGUGAUGAUCAUUAUUGAAAAAAAUGCAAGAAAAAUGUAUACAAAAAGAACAUAAACACAGAAAAUCAUCAUGCCACUAGUUUAACACGCAUCACAUCAAAACCAGAGGGAAAUUAUGAAGCAGAUUAAAAGAUAAUUCUUCAGGAACUAUAAUAAUGUGGGCAAUAAAUUCUUUAACAGUUUCCAGAAGGAUAUUUUGGUUUUGAUAAAUCUUGCUAUAAUUUAGCCAAUUAAUGAAGUACACCAUGUUUGAACAUUUUCCAUCACACCUUUGUGCUCCUAGACGCGAGAGUACAUCGCAAAUUGAACGUCAGCAGGUUAUUCAAUACGUUGUUGUCAUUUGCCUUUCUUUAUUUUGGAAAUAUUAACAACAUAAGCCUUUAUACUACUCCAGCAAUCAAUAAUGAUAGGUUUCUUUCUCAUCAUUUGCUUUUCAUUACCUUGGCCUGGCAAAAAUUACAUUUUAAAUCUAAUGUUUCAAAAUCAGGUUUUCUCUUUGUAGUCAUCAAGUAAUAACAAUCAACAAAGGCUUUUUUUUAUUACUGCAGCAAUGAAUAAAGAUUGCUUUCUUUGCCACCACAGAAUUUUUGUCCAUUUUGACAAUACUCAAACUUUUUUAUAUUUAAGCAUAAAUUGAUUUCGUUAUCUAAGCAAAUUCUGCAACAAUUCUGCUGUCAAUUUCUGUCUUAAUAAGUUACACUCCGGAUUUCAAAGAUCCAGAGAGAAAGACUCCAGAUUUUCCAAAAUAAACAAAUUCCAUUUCUCGAAUUGGUACUAAAGCAUCAUUUCGAAAUCUUUCAACUCUUGUAGCUUUAUCAUUGAACCUAAGAUAGUCUAAAAGAAACAUGAAUCAAUGAUGCCGAUAAUAUUUUUGAAAAGAUGUUUUGCAGUAAAUUGCCUUUCAUUUUAAAAAAACAGAAAUAACUUUGUUGCUGUUAUCGGAUUUGCAAUUACUUUGUGCAUGCCUUCAAAUUUCUGCAACAGCUCUUAUUAUUCUAGCUUUCCACCUAAAUAUUAUUUUUAUGCACUUCAAUCCUACCCAACCUAAUAUCUCUAUGUAAUGAGAAGGGUUUAUGUGCAUAAUAUGUAACAGUUGUGUUAAUUUCAAGUAUCACGACAAACGCCAUCUGCGGAACAUAAAUAUCGAAUGAAGAUUCGUUUCAUUUUUGGGCAUCUGUGAAGAUCUUUCCCAGUUUAUUCCAGUUUAUGGCACUUCUCUAACGACUAUGUUUAUCAUAAAAUGAGAUGUUUCACGAUGAGGCUAAUUUUUAGCAACUACAAAUGUACUCUCAAAACCGGUUUCGGGUUAUCCACCCAUCAUCAGGCUAUUUAAACAUUAAAGUAUACCUUGAAAGAAGUUUCCGAUAUACUCAAUAAGUAUUGUAGUGUUAAACCUCAAUUUUCUUUCAAGGUUGAUGACAACAAUAAUAAAAUUGAUGAACAUUUUUCAAAAUUUUUGAAACGAAAUAAAAUUGACCUGCAUUUUCAACAAAGAAUAAAGUUUUGAAUAUUAGAUUGAACUCCUAGUUUGUAAACAAUUUCGAACUAAUUUGCUUUUUUUAGAUUCCAAUGGAGAUAUUAACCUUGGGAGUCUAUCUAGAUUUAACUCAACUACUUAGAGUAGUUGAAAACAGAUUUAUUUGAAAUUGAGAGAAUAAUUUUAAUCAAUCAUUUCUGUUAUUAUAGUUUUAAUCAUUCAUUUUCAAACAGAUCUAAUUUUACCUGCUUCCUUUUAAAAUAUUUAUUGCUCAUUUAAUUCAUUAAUAGAUUUAAACUGAAAAAUAUUUUUCUCAAUCUGUUAUAACUCAAUAGUCGUUCUCUGAGAGGGGUCAGGGAUAUACUAAUUUUCUCUAACAUCAUGUAUAAACAAUGAAAUGAAUUAUAAAUAAGUUGACCUCCAGAAAGUGAAAGAAAAAUACGUGUUUUUAAAAACUUGAUAAAUCGAACAUC
This is a messenger RNA of Onthophagus taurus, 4568 nucleotides long. Its product is annotated as sprouty signaling antagonist. Gene Ontology annotation, cellular component: membrane; cytosol. Gene Ontology annotation, biological process: animal organ development; multicellular organism development; negative regulation of MAP kinase activity. The record is from RefSeq and is a predicted model, not a curated record. Lineage: Eukaryota; Metazoa; Arthropoda; Insecta; Coleoptera; Scarabaeidae.